UCAAACUGAAAUGUCAUUGUCAUAAACAUAAGGUCUUCCUGUGUUUUGUAUCGAAUGAAAUUUCAACAUAAUUUGAAUUAUUCAGUUUAAUUUGUGUAAUUAUUAGUUAACAAAAGUACCAUUGCACUAUUAAAUUUUCAAACUUAACGUAAAAAUGGCUCGCGGCAAGGAUAAGAAGAAACGUAAAUUGGAGAAGAAGCAAGAAGGAGAUGAUGUUCCAAAGAAAAUACCGCAUACGUUGGAAAGUUUACGAGAGAAAGAUGAAACAAUGCUUGCUAAUGUUGAUGAAGAGGAAAAAGAGGAGGCUCAAAAAGACAUGGAGUUGGAUGAAAUGUCAUCAUACUUUCAAAAUGCUUAUGAGCCUAAAGUGCUAAUCACAUAUUCAGACAACCCACAUACAAAGACUAGGAUAUUUGGCAAAGAACUUAUGAGAAUUAUACCAAAUUCCUUAUCUAGAUAUAGACAGAGAUCCUCUGUAAAACGUAUAGUACAAUCAGCGAUAAGGGAAAGUUACACAGAUGUAGUGAUAGUAAAUGAAAAUCAGAAGCAGCCCAAUGGAUUCCUGCUAAUCCACCUGCCCAGCGGCCCCACCGCUCACUUCAGGUUGUCCAGCUGCAAAAUCACUCCGGAGUUGAGGAAGGACUAUAAAGAAAUUACUAAUCAUAGGCCUGAGGUGAUACUGAACAACUUCAGUACGCGGCUGGGUCUCACGGUAGGCCGUAUGUUGGGCGCGAUGUUCCACUACGAGCCGCAGUUCAAAGGACGCCGAGUUGUCACCUUCCAUAACCAGCGAGAUUACAUAUUCUUCAGACAUCACAGAUACGAAUUCACAUCAGACGGCAAGCGCGCAAAGUUGCGAGAGCUCGGACCUCGCUUCACCCUCAAGCUGGUCUCUCUGCAGCAAGGCACCUUCGAUUCCAAACACGGCGACUACGAAUGGAUUAUCGCCGGACGCAGACACUUCAUGGAAACUUCCAGAAGAAAAUUCUUUUUGUAAAACAUAAUAAAGAGAUCUUUUUUAAGCAAAAUAAAAAAAUUAC
This is a messenger RNA of Papilio machaon (common yellow swallowtail), 1040 nucleotides long. RefSeq names its product probable ribosome production factor 1. NCBI's taxonomy places the organism in Eukaryota, Metazoa, Arthropoda, Insecta, Lepidoptera, Papilionidae. Gene Ontology annotation, molecular function: rRNA primary transcript binding. Bases 155 to 997 code for a protein of 280 amino acids. Gene Ontology annotation, cellular component: nucleolus; preribosome, large subunit precursor. The transcript has 6 exons. The record is from RefSeq and is a predicted model, not a curated record. Gene Ontology annotation, biological process: maturation of LSU-rRNA; maturation of 5.8S rRNA.